AAGAAGCUUUAGACCAUUUCCUGAAUGAAUCAACGCAGGGGGGUGGGGCAGAAUGUCUUUUCUCCAUGGCUUCCACCAGAUCAUCUUUGAGUACCAGCCGUUGGUCGACGAGAUCUUGGAAUGUAUGGAUCCUGUGCUGCAGGAAAUGAUGGAAAGCUCCAGCACCGUGGUAGAAGAUGACAGAUGGGUUGAGGUCCUUCAUGAGCUGCUGGAGAGGAACGCCAACCCCAUGUACUACCAAGAGGAUGUGAACUAUGCAUUGCUGAUGAUGGCAGAGUAUGGGAUGGUCUGAGCUGCCGAAGCCCUCCUGCGUGGUGGGGCAUUUGUCCAUUGCAGGGCAAAAGGCCAGUCCAUGUUUGCUGUUGAAAUGGAACACUCAGGACGAGACGGUGAAAUCUGCUAUGAUUAAAUGGGCACAGG
Messenger RNA from Podarcis muralis (Common wall lizard), 420 nucleotides. The record is from RefSeq and is a predicted model, not a curated record. Lineage: Eukaryota; Metazoa; Chordata; Lepidosauria; Squamata; Lacertidae.